Molecule: messenger RNA, 633 nt
Organism: Candidozyma duobushaemuli
Lineage: Eukaryota; Fungi; Ascomycota; Pichiomycetes; Serinales; Metschnikowiaceae
Exons: 2
Coding region: 1-633 (210 amino acids)
Biological process (GO): cytokinin biosynthetic process
Cellular component (GO): cytosol
Molecular function (GO): hydrolase activity, hydrolyzing N-glycosyl compounds
Source: RefSeq, a predicted model, not a curated record
AUGACUACAGCCAAACCAGUGAAAACGGUCUGUGUCUUCUGCGGUUCUUCUUUUGGAAAGAGCCAGUCUUUUGCUGACAGCGCCAGCAAGCUCGGUGAGCUUUUGGCUGCUAGAAACUGGGGGUUGGUCUAUGGUGGAGGUUCAACUGGUUUGAUGGGUGCUGUUGCUAGAGGCAGUGCCACCAACGGCGGCUACGCUUUGAUUUCCCGUGAGAGAACCUCCGACAAUGACUUUAACGACAAGUUGAAGGAGGGUAUUGACAACCACGAUGGAUCCACGCCUCUUCCUGACUCCGACUUGUACGGCAAGACCACCCUUGUCAAGGACAUGCACACGCGGAAGCGUAUGAUGGGAGAGGAGGCUGACGCGUUCGUGGCAUUGCCCGGUGGCUACGGUACUUUGGAGGAGUUGAUGGAGGUGGUCACCUGGCACCAGUUGAACAUCCACAGCAAGCCUAUCAUCGUCUACAACUUGAACGGCUUCUAUGAUAGCUUUCUUAAGUUCAUUGAGGAGGCCAUUGCGGCCGAGUUCGUGUCGCCCAAGAACGGCGAGAUCAUUAAGGUGGCCCUGACGGCCGAGGAGGUGUUGGAGGCCAUUGAGCACUACCAGAUCCCGAUGGCCGCUUCAACUUGA